Messenger RNA from Enhydra lutris kenyoni (northern sea otter), 2485 nucleotides. RefSeq names its product ADAM metallopeptidase domain 11. The record is from RefSeq and is a predicted model, not a curated record. Bases 1 to 2319 code for a protein of 772 amino acids. Lineage: Eukaryota; Metazoa; Chordata; Mammalia; Carnivora; Mustelidae. Gene Ontology annotation, molecular function: metalloendopeptidase activity. The transcript is spliced from 27 exons. Gene Ontology annotation, biological process: proteolysis.
AUGAGGCGGCUGCGGCGCUGGGCGUUCGCGGCGCUGCUGCUGCUGCUGCUGCCGCGGCUCCCCCCGCCCGGUCUUGGGACCCGGGGUCCCUUCGGAGCUCUGCGCUGGCGGGUCUCACCCCAGUUGGGGCAACCGGGAGCCCCUGAGGUCACAGAGCCCAGCCGUCUGGUGGGAGAGAGCUCCGGGGGAGAGGUCCGAAAGCAGCAGUUGGACACCAGGGUCCGCCAGGAGCCACCAGGGGGCCCGCCCGUCCACCUGGCCCAAGUGAGUUUCGUCAUCCCGGCCUUCAACACAAACUUCACUCUGGACCUGGAGCUGAACCAUCACCUCCUCUCCUCGCAAUAUGUGGAACGUCAUUUUAGCCGGGAGGGGACAACCCAGCACAACACCGGGGCCGGGGACCACUGCUACUACCAGGGGAAGCUCCGAGGGAACCCCCACUCCUUUGCCGCCCUCUCCACCUGCCAGGGGCUGCAUGGGGUCUUCUCUGAUGGGAACUUCACCUACAUCGUGGAGCCCCGUGAGAUGGCCAGGUCUCAGGAACCCCCCCAGGGACCCCUUCCCCACCUCAUUUACCGGACCCCUCUCCUCCCAGCCCCUCUCGGAUGCAGGGAACCAGGAUGCCUAUUUGCUGCCCCUGCUCAUUCUGUUCCUGUGAACCGGCCGAGGCUGAGAAGGAAAAGGCAGGUCCGCCGGGGCCACCCUACUGUGCACAGUGAGACCAAGUAUGUGGAGCUGAUUGUGGUCAACGACCACCAGCUGUUUGAGCAGAUGCGCCAGUCGGUGGUCCUCACCAGCAACUUUGCCAAGUCCGUUGUGAACCUGGCAGAUGUGAUGUACAAGGAGCAGCUCAAUACCCGCAUCGUGCUGGUUGCCAUGGAAACGUGGGCAGAUGGGGACAAGAUCCAGGUGCAGGAUGACCUCCUGGAGACCCUAGCCCGGCUCAUGGUCUAUCGGCGGGAGGGCCUCCCUGAGCCCAGUGAUGCCACCCAUCUCUUCUCGGGCAGGACUUUCCAGAGCGCCAGUAGCGGGGCUGCCUACGUGGGGGGCAUCUGCUCCCUGUCCAGGGGUGGGGGUGUGAAUGAGUAUGACAACAUGGGCGCCAUGGCGGUGACCUUGGCCCAGACGCUGGGGCAGAACCUGGGCAUGAUGUGGAAUAAACACCGGAGCUCAGCAGGGGACUGCAAAUGUCCGGACAACUGGCUGGGCUGCAUCAUGGAAGACACAGGGUUCUACCUGCCUCGCAAGUUUUCGCGCUGCAGCAUCGACGAGUACAACCAGUUUCUGCAGGAGGGAGGCGGGAGCUGCCUCUUCAACAAGCCCCUCAAGCUCUUGGACCCGCCUGAGUGCGGGAACGGCUUCGUGGAGGCGGGGGAGGAGUGCGACUGUGGCUCGGUGCAGGAGUGCAGCCGGGCGGGCGGGAACUGCUGCAAGAAAUGCACCCUGACUCACGACGCCAUGUGCAGCGACGGACUCUGCUGUCGGCGCUGCAAGUACGAGCCGCGGGGUGUGUCCUGUCGAGAGGCCGUGAACGAGUGCGACAUCGCGGAGACCUGCACCGGGGAUUCCAGCCAGUGUCCCCCUAACUUGCACAAGCUGGACGGUUACUACUGCGAUCAUGAACAGGGCCGCUGCUAUGGAGGUCGCUGCAAAACCCGGGAUCGGCAGUGCCAAGCCCUUUGGGGCCAUGCGGCUGCCGAUCGCUUCUGCUAUGAGAAGCUGAACGUGGAGGGGACAGAGCGUGGGAACUGUGGGCGCAAGGGGUCAGGGUGGAUCCAGUGCAAUAAACAGGAUGUGCUCUGUGGCUUCCUCCUCUGCGUCAACAUCUCUGGAGCUCCUCGGCUGGGGGACCUAGGGGGAGACAUCAACAGUGUUACCUUCUACCACCAGGGCAAGGAGCUGGACUGCAGGGGGGGCCACGUACAGCUGGCUGAUGGCUCCGACCUGAGUUACGUGGAAGAUGGCACAGCCUGCGGGCCCAACAUGCUGUGCCUGGAUCAUCGGUGCCUGCCAGCCUCGGCCUUCAACUUCAGCACCUGCCCUGGCAGCGGGGAACGCAGGAUCUGCUCCCACCACGGGGUCUGCAGCAACGAAGGCAAGUGCAUCUGUCAGCCAGAUUGGACAGGCAAAGACUGCAGCAUUCACAACCCCCUGCCCACGUCCCCCCCGACAGGGGAGACAGAGAGAUACAAGGGUCCCAGCGGCACCAACAUCAUCAUCGGCUCCAUCGCAGGGGCUGUCCUGGUCGCAGCCAUCGUCCUGGGAGGCACGGGCUGGGGAUUUAAAAACAUCCGCCGUGGAAGGUCCGGAGGGGCCUAAGUGCCACCCCCCUCCCUCCGAGCCUGGCGCCCACCGUCUCCGCCCUGAACCACGAGGCUGCCCCCUGCCCAGCCAUGGAGGGAGGCACCAUGCAAAUGUCUUCCGGGCCCAAGCCCUUCAACUCCUGGCCCCACGGUGUGGGGCGGGGGGAGGAUGUUUUGGGGGG